Messenger RNA from Knipowitschia caucasica, 999 nucleotides. NCBI's taxonomy places the organism in Eukaryota, Metazoa, Chordata, Actinopteri, Gobiiformes, Gobiidae. The record is from the annotation of a GenBank genome assembly.
AUGGUCCUGGACUCACCCUGGUUCUACUGCAGCGUGGCCGAGCGCAGGAGGCUGUUCGAGGAGGCAGGACCAGGACAGGAAGUGCUUUGGUCAUCGGAGAGGAAGGGGCGGAGUCAGAGGAGACCUGUCAGUGCGCUGCUGCAGCGCCGCCACAGUCCUGGAGAUGGAGUGAGUUUGACCCAGCAGGACCCUGUGGCCCCCCCGAGACCCCCUGUGGCCCCCUGCUCCUCUGUGUUCUAUCCUGGACGAGUGACGGCACCUCUGGCCCCUGCACUGCACACACACAGCCCUGACUCAGACUGUGAGAAUAUCCGGCCACCUCCAGGGGGCGCUGUGACCAGAGUCUUCCCUGACCACUGCUCUGCUCCACGGAAACUGAGUCCGGGACCAGGACCAGGACCAGAACCAGGACCAGGACCAGGACCGGCCUCAGUCCUGCAGAGAGAUUGUUUGCGUCGCUCAGAGCAUUCCACACUCGCUUCCCUGACUGAGUCUGAGACCAGCCUGGAUGCGGCCCUAGAUCCUGCUCCAGUCCAGGCCCAGGCCCAGGCCCAGGCCCCAGAGGUCCGGCUGGAGUAUGAGCCGGUGCCAGUGCGACGGCAGAGCCCAGAGGAGCAGAGGGUCUGGGACCUGGUGUCCACUCUGGUCCAGACGGACGGCUCUCUGGCGCCUCUGAUGGACGUGUGGGGGAAGUGCACAGUGGACGUACUGCAGGAAAUCUACCCGAACCAGCAACUAUUUACAGAACUGUACCAGGAAAAGAGAGACAACUGGAGCAAGGGGCCAGUCCAGGGGCCAGUCCAGGGGCACAGCCUGAAGGUGCAGCUGUGUUCCGCUCUGAGCAGCUGUAUAAUGCGGCUGCAGAAGGAGAAGAAGUCCCAGAGUGAAACGUUAGCGCUUCAUGCGGCGCAGCUUCAGCAGCUCGAGGUCGGAGUGAAGAGGCGCUGUGCAGGUGUUCUCUCCAAGUUCCAGGACCUCAUCGGCUUCAUCGACAGAUAA